GGCUCCAUGUAGAUAGAUGUGGGAGAGAGACAACGUUUUAUAUCACCCUGUUUUUUUUAAAAGUUACAUAACGUGUUAUUUAAGGUGGAUAUGUAAUUCAUAAAACCAGCGUGGACGUCUCAGGGAUCAUCUUAAUUGUGUCGUUCAAACCGCCUUCUCGUCCGGGGCGUCGUGGUCGCUUUUUUAAUUUAAUGUAGUCAAUUAACGGAGAAGGUGGCCGGUUUUUUUUCUUUUUUCUUUUUCUUUUUCUUCCCUUUUUGAGAGGCUUUUGUUUUUUCCCCCCCUGGUGGUCGUAUGAGCCGCGGCGGGGCCAGGGCGAGGGGUCCGGUGCUCCGGCGGAGGGGCCGGGCGUCGGGAUGAAGAUGCCCAGAGGAGGACGCCUGUUCCUGGCCACGAGCCUGGGCUCGCUGCUGGUGCUGGUGCUCUACUUCCAGAGCAUCACCAGGCCGGAAGCUGCUGUGAAGACGGGCGGCCGGCCGGGGAAGAGCAGCAGGAGUCCGCUGCAGAGCCUGCUCGAUGGAGAUGAGCAGCUGGAGCUGUCGGCGGUGCAGCGGUCCCUCCGAGGCCGCAGGGAUCUGUUGGAGCAGGCGUGCCGGAACCACACCAGGAAGCGCCGGGUGCUGUCGCCGGAGGAUCUCAAGCACCUCAUUGUGGACGACAAACACGGCCUCAUUUACUGCUACGUGCCCAAGGUGGCCUGCACCAACUGGAAGCGGGUGCUGAUGGUCCUGACGGGCGACGGCCGCUACACCGACCCCCUCUCCAUCCCGGCCAACGAGGCUCACGUGGCGGGGCGGCUGCGCACGCUGUCGGAGUUCUCCACGGUGGAGAUCAACCAGCGUCUGCGCAGCUACCUCAAGUUCCUGUUCGUGCGCGAGCCGUUCGAGCGGCUGGUGUCGGCGUACCGCAACAAGUUCACGCGCAGCUACAACACGGCCUUCCACAAGCGCUACGGCACCAAGAUCAUCCGCCGGCACCGCGCCGAGCCGCGGCCCGAGGCGCUGGCGGCCGGCGCCGACGUGUCGUUCGGCGAGUUCGUGCAGUACCUGGUGGACCCGCGCACGCAGCGCGAGGAGCCGUUCAACGAGCACUGGGAGCGCGUGCACUCGCUCUGCCACCCCUGCCUCAUCCGCUACGACGUGGUGGGCAAGUACGAGACGCUGGAGCCCGACGCCGCCGCCGUCAUCCGGCUGGCCGGCGUGGAGGACGCCGUGCAGUUUCCGGCCUCGGCCAAGAGCACGCGCACCGACGGGGACAUGGCGGCGCGAUUCUUCAAGCACAUCAGCCCCUUCUACCAGAGGAAGCUGUUCAACCUGUACCGCAUGGACUUCACGCUGUUCAACUACUCCACGCCGCAGUACCUGCGCACGCGGUGACCACGGCAACCGUCACCCGCGGCAACGGGGAGACCUGCGGACGCGGUGACCUGGUUUCCAUGGAGAUUAUCACCUUUGCUCUGUGGGGGCGGAGCCACCGGGUCACAUGGGUCGUUUUUAAUCGUCUUCGAGGAACGGACGGCAUUUUUCAAACAUUUACAAGGAUAAUUUUUGUAUUUAUUUCCUGAUUUUUGCUUUUGAUAAAAACGCGAGCGACCCCUGACUCCGACUCUCUCCGACUUUCACAGGAGUGAAUUUUUCUUCUUCUUCUUUCCGUUUCUGAGAAAUAAUGAGCCAUAGAGACGCGAGAGGAGCAGGUUCUCUUCUGCGGCGGGACGUGCUGCCUGUGAAGCCGCCGAGCGCCGCGGCCGCCGGAGCAGCGACGGACGGACGGCCCGUAUUUAUGUCUGUCACUGCACAACGUAUUUAUUGAUGUAGAGAAACCUGGAGGGGAUCCGGGUCGGAGGAACGCCGGUUCCCCGACGUCCGGAUCCUGAACUGUCGGCCGCUCCGUCGUUCCCAUGAAGCUUUUGCUGCCGUCCCUCGUCUAUCAGCGUCUGUGUUUCAGGAGGGCUGAACAAACACGGCGGAGCUGCGGUGGCGACCCGGACCAGCCGGCGCGGCGAGGGUUAACCCGCCUGCGGGCGCCGGACUGCAGCGCCUUGUUCAGCCGAGCUGCAGGAAUCUGCAGGUUUAUUAAAGGCUGCAGUGUCUCGUGUCCAGAGGAACCACCAACCCCCACGUCUUCCCCGGGUCUACUGGACUUUUACUGGAUCUGGAGAAGCAAUCGGAGCAACCGGUCGUAGUUUCCAGCUGGUGCAGAGUGUCGUCACCUCGUCAGAGUCUCUGCUGCCGCACAAACGUUUGUAGACGCCAACAUUUAUUUGUGCAUUUGGAAAAAGAGAAGUGUUUACCUGAAGUAGCAGAAAGUAGUGAUGCACCGAAAUGAAAAUUUGUGGCCGAAACCGAAAAUAAUAAUAAACACUUGGCCGAAUAACGAACAAUACCGAACAUGGUUCUUCGCUGUUUUUCAUUUAUUUUGCCAAUUUUUUCACCAUUGCAUAAGUCAAAUACAUUUGAUUUAGGCAUGCUUUUAAAAGAAAAAAAUAUUUUACAAAAUUACAAGGUAGAAAAUAUUUAU
This is a messenger RNA of Cololabis saira (Pacific saury), 2517 nucleotides long. RefSeq names its product carbohydrate sulfotransferase 11 (gene chst13). NCBI's taxonomy places the organism in Eukaryota, Metazoa, Chordata, Actinopteri, Beloniformes, Belonidae. The transcript is spliced from 4 exons. The record is from RefSeq and is a predicted model, not a curated record. Gene Ontology annotation, biological process: carbohydrate biosynthetic process; proteoglycan biosynthetic process. Gene Ontology annotation, cellular component: membrane. The coding region runs from base 357 to 1376 and encodes 339 amino acids. Gene Ontology annotation, molecular function: sulfotransferase activity.